CAACCAUCGAUGGCAUCAUCUGUCGAUGAACGUCGCAACUUGGCUCUUGGUCCAGCAAGUCUCUCUAUCUAGCGAAACUAUAAUUUCAUUGGACUGCGAGAGGCAUUCAACAACAGCAAUGGCCAAGCGGAAGCGAGAUGGGGCGCCGCCUACAAACGACGAGUCUUCAAAACAGGCAACAAAACGCGCCAAAGCUCCAGUUGCGGUUCCAUCUCCAUCUCCAGCCUCCGCCGCCGCCCAGUUGGUGAUUCAGAUCGUCGCUGGUUCCUACGACCGAGUACUCCACGGGCUCACUGCAAGAAUAUCAACCACAGAUGAUGCGCCUUCGGUCGAAUUCGCAGAUACGUUUCUCUUCGAUGCGCACACGUCGGCCAUAAAGUGCCUGGCCGUCUCGCCGCCGUCGGCGCCGGCGCCUGGGCAAAGCCAGAGCGUGAUGCUGGCAACCGGCGGGACGGACGAGAGGAUCAACGUCUAUACGAUAUCGGCGCAUCCCCCGCGGCGCGAUGCCCAGCAGCAGCAGAUCUCGUCGCUCGCCCCGCGGCCGGUGCUGGAGAACUCAAAGAACCGGGAGCUGGGCACGCUGCUACACCACUCGUCUACCAUCACGAAACUGAGCUUCCCGACGCGCUCCAAGCUCAUGUCGGCAUCUGAAGACUCGACCAUUGCCGUCACCAGGACCCGAGACUGGUCCCUCCUAUCGGCCAUAAAAGCUCCUAUCCCAAAAGUGUGGGGGCGGCCCAGCGGCGACACGGCGCCCCUCGGUGGGGUGCCUUCGGGCGUCAACGACUUUGCCGUCCACUCCAGUAUGAAGCUGAUGAUCAGCGUCACCAAGGGCGAGCGGUGCAUGCGUCUAUGGAACCUGGUUACCGGCAAGAAGGCGGGCGUGCUCAACUUCGACAAGGACCUUUUGCAUCAGAUGGGCGAGGGCAAGCUCUCGAUGGGCGAGGGGAGGAGCGUGGUAUGGGGGUCGGCCGAUGGCGAGGACGAAUUCGCCGUCGCAUUCGACCGGGAGGUCCUGGUCUACGGCAUGGGCGGCACGCCCCGGUGUAGGGUCGUCAGCAACACCAAGAGCAAGGUGCACCGAAUUCGCUACGUGCAGGUGGGCGAAGACGACGCAAGUUAUCUGGCCGUGUCGACCGAGGAUGGCCGCAUCUGCCUGUACUCGACUAGAGACGAGGAUCUACAACAGCCCAAAUCCAGAGAGGGUGCCGGAAAGAAGGAGGAGCAGCGGGUGCCGACAGCCAUGCUGGUCGGAGUACUUGGAGGACGUGAGCGCGGCGUGACCAGCAGGAUCAAGGAUUUUGUGAUACUGCCGGGAGCUGCAGCCUCUGGGGCGAAUACCAGGCCCUGUAUUGCUGUUUCGGGCAGCAGCGACGGCAAGUUGGGGAUAUGGAGGUUAACGGGGGGCGAGCUGGCCUCGGCUCGCGGAUCCGGGGGCGGAAAGCAGGUGGGAAAGCUGGUGGGGAGCUACGAGACACAGAACCGCAUCACGUGCAUCACGGCAUUCGAGAUGAUACCCAGACCGGAGGGAGCUGAUGACGAAAGCGACCGGGAGGAAGAGGAGGCGACGGACGAAGACGAGGACAAAGACGAAUAGACAACCAAUGGCAACAGAUGGUUGAUGAAGACUAUGGAGCCAUGUGGUGAUAUUUCACGCCCUACAUCUAUCUUGCCAUCGCGUAUAUGGGCCGUUAAGAGUUACUCGAUAGAAACAGUAAUGUGCCCCGGAAUAGGCAUAAUGAUUUAGCUGCCUGGGUCAGGAUCUGAACCAAAAACCCUCUGCCUGAGGAACACAUGUAUCGUCUCUGCGUCAUGCAUGCUCGUCAGUUGUAGUCGAAGCUUUUGUGGCCUGAAAUUUGGGUUGAGAGCCAUGUAUGAUUGGCACUCGAGCAAGUCCAUAGAUACAGGUAGCCAGCAUGGCCAGCCACGGCAGCAACAGGAAUUGGAAGCCCCCGUCCCCAAUUUCCUGUGCCAUGUUAUCCUUUCCCGUCCCUCGUAUCUAAUGUUUAU
Molecule: messenger RNA, 2010 nt
Organism: Gaeumannomyces tritici R3-111a-1
Lineage: Eukaryota; Fungi; Ascomycota; Sordariomycetes; Magnaporthales; Magnaporthaceae
Exons: 1
Coding region: 26-1597 (523 amino acids)
Molecular function (GO): protein binding
Source: RefSeq, a predicted model, not a curated record